UUGUGUCGAUUUGGGGGUUGGUCUCCUUCCUUUACUUUCUCUGCUGCGCUGAAGUGCGGGGAAAGCCCCUUCCCGAAAUUGGGCUUGCUGUUUUGCAAUUUUUGGCUGUGUCACUUAGAGGGGGGGUUCCACUGCCGGGUGGGCUAUUUUCAGUGUGUGUGUGCGCUCAAGGCACGAGUGUGUUGUUAAGACAAUUCUGGCUUUAAAAUGGGAGUUUCUGCAAAGCUGCCGUAUCCAGACGCAUGGUACGUAGUUGUCCGAUGGGAAGGAAAAAUCCAAAUAUGGCUCCUCUCCUUUUGUAGGAGGACCGGUUUUUUUUGUUUUGUUUGUUUGUUUGUUUGCAGGGCAGGGGUAUUGUGGUGCUUGGGGGUUUCUCCUGUUUAACUAUGGUCUCUGGAUCCCACCCACCCACGCUCUCGCCUCUCCCCCCACCCGUUUCCCAGUGACCACUGGAGAGCUUGCGGUGAAGCACGAGGCCUGGUGUGUGGAAGCGAGAGCAGUUGCUGAGUCAUCCACAGGCUGGUCUCGCUGAUAGACCCAGCAGGCGGGGGCCCGACUGGGGGGCAAGAGCUCGUGCGCCCGACCAGCAGCGGAGCACAUUUGCAUGCCUUUCUGGGUUCUGGAUCCGGAGCAGAUUUGAGGCUUCUGGCAUUGGCUUCCAAGUUCUGCCGGCUCUUCUGGGCCGGGUGGCUCGCCCCACCUGGGGUUCGGCCGCCCAGAAAUCGUGGUGGCGUGGUAUCUGUGGGGGUCUUCUCAGCCACGUGGUGCCCCUGCUUCUUCCUUGCGUUCGUUCUGACCAAGGGCAUGUGAAUUCUCUGCACCACCAGCAGCUGCACCCAAAUGUUUCCGGCCCCUGUGAUGAACGGGCUCCCUGCCCCGCCAGGCGACCCCGCGCACCCUGGCGGCUGGAAUGAGUUUUGCGAGCACCAUGCCAUCUCCACCGCCAGAGAGCUGGCCCGCAAGUACCUCCUGUUUGUCAGCGAGAACCCCCAGCACGAAGUCCUGGCGGCCGAGAACUUCUCCCUUCAGUUCGCUGACCUUUUCCAGCAGUACUUCCGCAAUGAGGUGAAGGACGGCUGUGCCAUGAACCGGUUCCGCAUCCUCCCCUUCAGCAGGGUGCGGGACUACCGGGAGACCGGCCGGAAGCAGGCGGGGGGCUCCCUCAGGGGAGUCGUGGCCAAAGCCGAAGUGGAGCUGGCUGACCAGGCCGCCAGGAACCCCGAGGCCCACCCCCGAGGCCUGCCCAAGGCCUGGAGCUCUGAGGAGCUUGCAGGAACAGCUUCCCCGUCGGCCCCGAGGAGACCCUUUUCCCUGGACCGCCUGAGGAGGAGUUGGCGCAGCUUUUUCCGCAGGAGGUCCUUGGAGCCGGCCCCCGGAGGAGGGGAGAUAUUGGACUCCGUUUCAAAGCCCGGCCUUGCCCGGAAGUUCUUCCCGUGGGCCCUUUCGCCGGACCCCUCUUCUCAGAUUCAGAAAGAGGGCAGUCUGAAAUACUGGAUGGUGACCGAGGCUACGAUGGACAGCGGGGCUUGCUGGCAGAGGUGCCGGCUGGUUUUGCGGAGAGCGGGGGCUUUGGACAACGGCGAUUACAUCGUGGAGGUGUUUGAUCCCCCCAAGAGUUCGAAGCCAAAGCUGCAGACCACCUGCUCGGAGAUCCAAGAAGUCCGUCCCUGCACUCGCCUGGAGAUGCCGGACCACACGGACACCUUUGUCCUCAAGAUGCUGAAGGGGAACACCUCCAUGGAUAUUGUAUUUGAGGCUGGAGAUGACCAGCAACUGUGUUCCUGGAUGUCUGAAAUUAAAGAGUGCCUCCAUCGAGGGUCAGAAGGCGCCGACGUUGAGCUGAUCUCAGACUCUCACUCAGAGGCUGUGACCGCAAGCCCCACAAACAGCAGCACGGACUCCCUGAACCAAGGGGCAAUGCUACCUGGCCUCCCAGACCAGAAUGACCAGAAGACCGACCACUACUUGACAUCCUUCCCCUGGUUCCACGGCCCCAUUUCUCGAGUCAAAGCCGCUCAGCUCGUCCAGCACCAGGGCCUUGACGGACAUGGGGUUUUCCUCAUCCGACAGAGUGAAACCCGCAGGGGAGAUUACGUCCUCACGUUCAACUUCCAAGGAAGAGCAAAGCACCUCCGGCUCUCCCUGACCGAGAGGGGCCAGUGUCGUGUCCAGCACCUGCACUUUGCCUCCAUUUUGGACAUGCUGCACCACUUCCAGCGCUUCCCCAUCCCCCUGGAGUGCGGAACGGCCUGCAAUGUGCAGCUGUCCAGCUAUGUUGUGGUCCUUCCACAUGCACAAGGCUCCAGCAACACAGUCCCACUCUCCCCCUCCGUCCACCGCUGCCACCCGGAAUUCAGCCUUGUCCAGCUGACCCCGUCCAGCUGCCCGCGGAUCCACCUGGCCAACAACCUCCGACGCAGCUCCUCGGUGGAGCAGAUAUUCCACCUGGUGCCCCCUCCAGAAGAGCUGGCCAGUGCCCUGUGGCCCAGCAGCCACCUGACCAGACCACCCACCACCCCUGCAACUCACCAGUGGGACAAUGAUUACGAGAUGGACUCACAAGGCAGGUCCCACCUGCGGGCGGUUAACAACCAGUAUACAUCCCUCUGACACAGUGGGAUGGGGCAACAGCCUGCUUUUGCACAAGACUGGAUAAAUGUUUCGGAAAGCCACGGAAAAGACUGAUUCCUUUUGGCUGAAGGCUCAUGCUGGGGCAGGGCAGCUGGGUACACUUGCCCCAAGCCUUGGAGGGCUAAGAUGGCAGUGGGGGGCGGUGUACCAGGGACUGGCUGCUUUUUUGUUUGAGUUUAUGACUCUAUUCUAACAAGACUCUGCCCCAGGCCUCAGAAAAGCUCUGCACAUGCCUGCUUGGCUGUGUUGGUUUGUAAGAUAGAUAACUCACUCCAUUAUGGAUGUGACCCUUGGAUUUGGCUUAUUAAAUGGCCUCUCUGUUAAGUUUUUUCACUCAAUCCUCUCAUCGGUUUUGCACAUGGCUCUUCCUUUGCUUUAGGCUCCUAGUUUAUUUUUGUUGCUACCGGUACAUACAAUAUUUUUUGGUCUCUGUAAGGAUGUUCCUCCACUUGAGGAAAAGGGGAAAUGUGUGGAAAGAAGAAGAAACCCAGGUCCAACUAGACUCAAGCAAUUGAUCUGCUUUGCUCUUUCCAUCACCCGCCUCUUAUUUUGUCGCUGAAUGAAGGCACUUGAGCUCUCUUAGCUGAGCUAAUUUCUUGGCUCCCUUGGGAACUAAGGAAAUCUGUGUUUUGUUUUGUUUUUAAAUUAAGCUCCUUCCAAGUAGGGCAAUACAAACAGAACCAGGUGGUUAUUGGAAGUGCAGGCAAGAGGAACAACCAUGGCAGAAGGCCAUCACCACUAGCCCUGUGCACAAUUUUUGGCCUUAAAUAUCUAAACCAGGCAUCCCCAAACUUCGGCCCUCCAGAUGUUUUGGACUACAAUUCCCAUCUUCCCCGACUACUGGUCCUGUUAGCUAGGGAUCAUGGGAGUUGUAGGCCAAAACAUCUGGAGGGCCGCAGUUUGGGGAUGCCUGAUCUAAACACUCUGAUCCCUCAAGCUCUAUGCAGGCCUAACGAUGCAAAUGCACCACAAGUAAGACAGAUUCAACUGUUGUGGCUUCCCAGCAAGGAGCACAAGGUGUUCCUGUCUUGAACAGGCAGAGGAAGAUCACACUUGUGGAGUAGAUGAAAGUCCCUUUUAACAAUCGCAUCACUGUCCCUCAUCUAGCCUAACAUUGUGUACUCCAGAUUGGCCUAGCCUCUUCAGAGCCUCACCCAUACCUGUGGUCCUUUAACUGGCUAAUAGCAGAGAUUGAGCCUUAGGACUCGCGCAUGCAUGCUACAACUGGGCUAUGCCUCCCCACCUUAAACUAGAAGUUCCAUCAUUGUUGGCAACACAGAUCUCCUUUCAACAUCAGCUAGAGACACAGCAAGGGAAGGGUCAGGGAAUAGCGUACAAUUAAUGGGUUGGAUGCUCAAAAGCAAGUCAAAAGGAAUUGAACUUACUAAAAAGCAGCUGGUCAGCUCGACUGGUCUGCUUGGUUCGGUAUUAUCUCAUUGGACCAGCUCUUCCAAAGACUCAAGCAGAGAGGUUUUCCCUGUUACAACAUGGGACAUUCCAUCACUGAGCUAUGAAAUUAUACGUUUUGAGGUUAAGAUGACCUAGCCUCAAACAGCUGCUUCCUUCCAACCAUUCCAGUGGGAAAAGGGAUCAUCUUGCCUCUCUUCCUUGCCCCAUAGGGCUACUCCGGCCCCAAAACUGAUUGCUUAGCACCCCUAGUUCAAGCCCAACCGUGGAGCACAGAAUUACUCAAAUCAGCCAACAGCUUCUGAUCCAUUGCCAAAUCUGACUUCUUUGUGAACACCACACCAACCUUGUGAGGGUUACAAGGAUUUUUUUCCCUCUAAAAAAAAAUCCACAACAGCUGCCUUUAAGCAGUUUCAAAAAUGCUAUAAAUGCUUUUGAGAGUAACUUUAUCAGCAUAAUUCUUAAAGGAAGUCUAAGAACCUUAGUGAGGUUAAGACACACAUUUAUCAUGCAUUAACUAUAGGAGCACAAUGAAAACCACACAGCACUGAAUUUGCUCUUUUCCAGCAUCCUCAAAGCCACAAACGCCAGAGUAGGGAGGAACCUCUCCAAAAAGCAGAAAGCCUGGUCUAACAGCAUAUUAGCAUCAAUGGGAUCUGCUCUUGAUAUAGAAUGGAAAUAGCUUAAAAAUGUACCCCAAACCAGCAGAGAGCAGGGAGUUUUUUAAAAAAUAUAUAUGGGAGAGGCCGUUACCAUCUUUCCCCUGCCCUGCUGUGUGUGCAAAAUCUAACAAUUAUUCUUUUUGGCAGAGGUGGUGUUCUGAUUUUGGGGGGCAGGGGGAGGAUAGCAUGUAUCAGAAAACAAACAUGGGUAAUGGCAAACCAUAUACAGUAUAGUCAAGUUAACAACAGUGUCCACAGUGUAGCAAAUUGUUAUUCAAAACGAUGGCUGUGUAUCCAAAGAUACUAGAGGUUUGUUGUUGGUUUUUAGAAAUGCUUUCCCCCCCCUUUGAGCUGUUGCUCACACAAGCUAACCUCAUACAGAUUUAAGCAUGGGACCCAUGUGCCCGCUGGACAGUAAAAGGGCCUAUGAUUAGCUAGCAUUUAAUCACGCUAAUGUCUUGUGCCAGUUGUCCUUCAAGAUGCGCCACACAAAAGGAGAUGGACAGCAGGAUGGCAAAGCCCCACAAGACGCUGGAAUGACCUUUGCUGAAAGAUUGUUCAAAGCAGAAGUCCAAAAACAUCUGAAGGACCACAGGUUGCUCCCCGCUCCCCCCCAGUUUCAGCCCGUUCUUGAGUUCUUCUAAGGAACUUGCUCUGAUCUUUCCUACCUAGUAAACCUAAAUGCUCCAAACCACAUAACCAGUAAUAAGAGCAGUAGCGAGGUCCCUGCCUAGAUAUUAAGUGCCUUUUUUCUAUCACCAGCAGUGCUCAUGCAAAUAAAAUUCUUUCUCCAUCCCCUGACCAUCACCAUCAGAGAUCCUGUUUGCUUGCUCAGAACAUCAAUCAGGGCUCAAAGCCUUCUGGGACAUUACAAUUUCUGAUACAAGUGCAGGUGCUCAUUGAGGGCAGGGUUUUCAGAGGCUGGGGGCAAACCUGGAUUCAGGCUCAAAAUUGCCCUGCAGGUAGCAUUUUCCAAAGGGGCUCAACAUGCAAUGUAAAAUUAGUUUACCUGGGUCCAGCUGCAUCCUCACAUUUGUGCCAGUCGUCCUUCAAGAUGCGCCACACAAAAGGAGAUGGACACCAGGAUGGCAAAGCCCCAAUGCUGAAUAGCAUCCGGCCAUGAACAGUUUACUUGACGCCAUCUCUGUGAGCUGUAGGUAUAAGCUUCCCGCACUGUGGUUUCCAAAUUUUAAAAUCUUAACAGAUUAGUUUCUAUCACAGCAGCAAAUGAAUGAGCUCCACAGCUUGCUAUUUUUUUAAAAAAAACAACAACCACCAAAUAGGCAUUUAAAGAAAAAAACUGAGUGUUCUUGUUAAGUUCUCCACCUUUCUACUCUUGUAUAGUAUAAUUUUUCUAUAUAUUGUUUCUGUAUGUACUGUACAUGUAACUUAUUCUUUAAUACAGCUAAAAAUACAUACAGAUCUGCCCCUGCAGUAAAAUAAAAACUUUUUAGAAAUUUUCAGUGGUUGGUUCCAUGGUCAUUUCUUUUUCCCUCAACCCACCGCCUCUCUAUGGAGCCAUCCUUACAGAAUCUUAUUUUUAAAUCACCUGAUAAGAUAUUGAAAAUGGGGGUAGCCAACGUGAUGCCCACCAGAUAACAGGAUCAACCGUGUGGGCUGCUGCAAAUUGGGAGCCCAUCAGUUUUUGAAGGGCACCACCUUGCUUUCUCCUGCUUUCAAGCUGAAAUGCCACACUUCUUGGAAUGGGAAAGAACUGCCUGGAGGACGCAAGUCUUACAUCCUGUGAGCACAGCACAUAAGGAAGUGUUUCCAUUAAUCACACACACCUCCCACUGCAGGCAUUCCUGAGCCCAAAUUACGUUGUGGUGAUGAGUCACUAGCUCAGGAAGCUGUUGGUGGAAGAGUGCACCAUGAGCCUUUCUUAAGCUAUGAGCCCAAGCAGCCGUGAAGCUUCCAUGCCAGAGGUAUGUACCCUCUGAUAUAUGUGGGGUCUGGGGGACUGUUGGAUUCAGCCCCUGGGCUCCUGGUUACCGCUGGACAGAGUAUGGUAAAAGAGUUGGGUCUGCAGGCUAAUUCAGCCAGUCUUCUCUUGGAGCAAAAAUAACCCACAGACCCAGCAGGUACCAACUCCUAAGUGAAAGUAAGUUUAUAUCGGUGUGAGAGAAAUUUUUCAGCCUGAGGGGCGCAUUCCAUUCUGGGCAACCUUCCAAGGUCCACAUGGGUGGGUGAAGCAAAGCAUGCAAAUUUCCCCAUUUGCAGACUAUGCUCCUUUCCAUACACACUCAAUAUCCUUCCUCCAGACAAGCAAGAGGCAUCAUCAGAGUUCAAGGGUACAUUCCAGGCAGUCCAAAACACAUGGGGGGGGGGGUGAAGCAGGGCCAGUGAGGGGUGUGGCCUGUGGAGAGUCCCAAGGACCAGGUCUGGAGGGCCACAUUUGGCCGCCAUGCCUAAGGAUCCCUGCUUCUGGUUAAGACUGAAAAUCGGCAUUGGCUCAACUACUUCCAAUGCAGCCUUCCCCAACCUGGUGCCCCUCCAGAUGUUGGGGACACAAUUCCCAUUUGACUCUAACCAUGCUGGCUAGGGAAUGAGUCCAAAACAUUCAGAGGGCACUAAGUUGGGGAAGGCUUAAUGCUUGGCCCAACCACCACAUUUAUACAGAAGCCACCUCUAGACACAUGUUUUUCAGUUUU
Zootoca vivipara (common lizard) is the source of this 7351-nucleotide messenger RNA. RefSeq names its product SH2B adaptor protein 3 (gene SH2B3). Gene Ontology annotation, cellular component: plasma membrane. The record is from RefSeq and is a predicted model, not a curated record. Gene Ontology annotation, molecular function: transmembrane receptor protein tyrosine kinase adaptor activity. Gene Ontology annotation, biological process: intracellular signal transduction. NCBI's taxonomy places the organism in Eukaryota, Metazoa, Chordata, Lepidosauria, Squamata, Lacertidae.